UAUUAUUUCAAAUAAGAUAUUGGUAUUCUUCUGGAGCGUUGAUUUGUAGUUUUGAGAUUCUUUUUUUGCGUUGUGGAGUAUGGGUGUUGUUGUGGGUCUUUUGAGGACCUAGGACUUUAGCGUAUUGACUCCUCUGGGUUAGGAAUCAGAAUUUGGGUUAGGACCUUCUGGGUUAGGACUCUUCUGGGUUAGGACUCUUCUGGGUUAGGACUCUUCUGGGUUAGGACUCUUCUAGGUUAGGACUCUCCUGGGUCUUAUACUCCUCUAGGUCCUACUCUUCAAGGUUCUAUACUCUUCUAAGUCCUACACUCUCCUAGGUCUUACUCUUCAAGGUCCUAAUUCUUCAAGGUCCUGCACUCUCUAGGUCCUAUCACUUCUAAGUCCUAUAUUCGCCUAGGUCCUAACUCUUCUAAGUCCUAUACUCUCCUGGGUCUGAUACUCUUCUGGGCCCUAUACUCCUCUAGGUCCUACUCUUCAAGGUUCUAUACUCCUCUAAGUCUUACACUCUCCUAGGUCCUACUCUUCAAGGUUCUGCACUCACUUGGUCCUACCCCUUCUGAGUCCUAUACUCACCUAGGUCCUAACUCUCCUGAGUCCCAUACUCUCCUAGGUCCUAUACUCUUCUGAGUCUUAUACCUUUCUGAGUCCCAUACCCUCCUGAGUCCCAUACUCUCCUAGGUCCUAUACUCUUCUGAGUCCUAUACUCUCUGAGUCCCAUACUCUCCUAGGUCCUAUACUCUUCUGAGUCCUAUACUCUCUGAGUCCCAUACUCUCCUAGGUCCUAUACUCUUCUGAGUCCUAUACUCUCUGAGUCCCAUACUCUCCUAGGUCCUAUACUCUUCUGAGUCCUAUCUCUCCUGAGUCCCAUACUCUCCUAGGUCCUAUACUCUUCUGAGUCCCAUACCCUCUUGAGUCCCAUACUCUCCUAGGUCCUAUACUCUUCUGAGUUCCAUACUCUCCUAGGUCCUAUACUCUUCUGAGUCCUAUACCCUUCUGAGUCCCAUACCCUCCUGAGUCCCAUACUCUCCUAGGUCCUAUACUCUUCUGAGUCCUAUACUCUCCUAGGUCCUAUACUCUUCUGAGUCCUAUAUUUCUAAGUCUUCCACUCUUUAACAUCCUAUACUCUUCUGGGUCCUAAACUUUCAUAUUCAGUCCUGUCCCCAAAUUGUGCUUAUGUCAAAUGUCCUCAAAUUGCCCUCAAAUAUGUCCUAUCGUCAUUUGAUAGAUACUUGUCUCCACAUCAUUCUAACGUGUUCCAAAUAAAACAGAAGUAAUGAAAGGUGAAAAUUGUACUUUUUAUAGAAUUUCAUAGCACUCUCGGGCAUCUAAAACCACAAGUUGCGCCGAAAGCGCAGGCUGUAGCGGCUAAGGGUGUCGCUGAAAGGCUUCUGGGCGUCGAACGAGCUCGGUUGUUCGUUAUGGAUGUGGAUCCUGAUUGUGGACCCGUUGGAAAAGACACUUUCUUGAUAGAGAAGACUUCAUCCAACCAGAUCAAGAUCGUCGGCACUUCUGGAGUGGCUGUAUCCUGGGGUUUGCAUUACUACCUGAAACACUAUUGCAACGCCCACAUAUCAUGGGAGGGCAAUCAGCUGCAUCUCCCAAGCACCUUACCUGACGUUCAUGUGAAGGUGACGUCGAACGACAGGUUCAGGUAUUACCAGAACGUGUGUAGCUUCGGCUACACCUCCGUCUGGUGGCAAUGGGACGACUGGGAAAAGAGCAUCGACUGGAUGGCCCUUAAUGGGUACAAUUUGGCUCUCGCUUUCACUGGUCAAGAGGCUAUUUGGGAACGAGUGUACCUCCAAUUGAAUUUCACUCAACUCGAGAUGAGGGAGCACUUCGCGGGACCAGCGUUUUUGCCUUGGUUGAGAAUGGGGAACAUCCGUGCAUUUGGUGGUCCCUUAUACCCCUCCUGGCACGAACAAUCCAUUAAUCUGCAACAUAAGAUACUUGAAAGAAUGAGGAGCCUAGGAAUAAUUCCUGUUCUACCCUCAUUCGCAGGACACGUGCCCAGGGCAUUCCCUAGGCUAUUCCCGAAUGCCAAUGUCACUAAACUUGCACCAUGGAACAACUUCCCGGAUGUGUAUUGUUGUCUCUACCUCCUGGCACCGACCGACCCCCUCUUCCAGCAAAUCGGACAACUGUUUCUGAAGACCUAUAUUGAGGAGUUUGGCACCGACCAUAUUUACAACUGCGAUACGUUCAAUGAGAACGAGCCUCACACCAGCGAACUCAAGUUCCUCAGGAACGUCGGACACUCCACCUUUCAAGCCAUGAACGCUGUCGACCCUGAUGCAAUAUGGUUAAUGCAAGGCUGGCUCUUCACCCACGACAAGCUCUUCUGGACCGAACCCAGAGUCGAAGCUUUCCUAACUUCAGUUCCAAGGGGGAGAAUGAUAGUCCUGGACCUCCAGUCUGAACAGUUCCCACAAUACGGCAGGCUGAAGUCCUAUUUCGGGCAGCCGUUCAUUUGGUGCAUGUUGCACAACUUCGGUGGCACCCUGGGGAUGUUUGGAUCUGCACAAAUCAUCAACCAAAGAGUGUUCGAAGGAAGAAACAUGAAGAACAGCACGAUGGUGGGUACAGGUCUAACCCCCGAAGGAAUAAAUCAGAAUUAUGUAAUUUACGAACUGAUGAACGAGAUGGCCUAUCGUAAAGAACCCGUCAAUUUAAAUAAAUGGUUCGAGAAUUAUGCGAGUAGAAGAUACGGGGUUUGGAACGAGUACGCAGUGUCUGCCUGGCAGAGUUUGGGAAGAACCGUUUACAACUUCUCUGGUACCCGCAAGAUUAGGGGCAAAUACGUGAUCAGUAGACGUCCGAGUUUAAAUCUGUCGACAUGGACGUGGUAUGAUCGCGACACGUUGUACAACACCUGGAGCGUGUUCCUUCAAGCCAGACACGGGAGGAGAAACAGCACCCUGUAUCGUCACGACGUGGUCGAUUUGACCCGACAAGUUCUUCAGGCGAAGGCGGAAGAAAUCUACCCUGUUUUGAUCGAUUCGUUUAAUAAAAAAAAUCUUACUGCCUUCAAAUAUCACUCUGACAAGCUUCUCGACUUAUUCGACGACUUAGAAUUGAUAUUAGCGUCCGGAAAAGACUUCCUACUCGGUAAAUGGUUGGACGCAGCCAAAAAAUUAGCCAGCAACGACGAGGAACUGCGUCUGUACCAAGUGAAUGCUAAAUACCAGAUUUCUCUCUGGGGACCACGAGGAGAAAUAAGAGAUUACGCGAAUAAACAAUGGGCCGGAGUCGUGGCGGAUUAUUUCAAACCCCGUUGGUCCAUUUUCCUGGAGAGCCUCGAAAAUGUUCUGAAAAAUAGGACGAAAUUGGACACCAACAAAAUUAACGAGAGGAUACUUGACGAAGUCGAAUUUCCGUUCACGAUGUCCAUCAAAUCUUACCCAACAGACGAACUCGGGGACAGUGUUGACAUAGCAGUGAAACUUCUGUCAAAAUGGUAUACGUCGAACAAAGGAAAGACGUCAAGAUUGAUUAGAGGAGGUGGAGAUAGAGCAAAAAUAUUUUAAGGAAUAAUUGAACUAGUUUGAUAUGAGUGUGUAAGAAUUCAUCUGUUGAAAUUUAAAAUUUAAUUAAAAUUUGUUGGUAUUCUUAUGUCAUAUAUGGCAAGUAAAUAAAAUCUAUGUAAAUUGCAUAUUUAUGAAAAUUGAUCGGUGGCGCCAUCUUUCUGGCGAACGGGAUGAACUACACACUUUUGGAACAGUAGUUUCGUUAGUUCAGAUAUGGUACAGGUAGAUGGCG
Messenger RNA from Megachile rotundata (alfalfa leafcutting bee), 3759 nucleotides. It is a transcript of the gene Naglu, whose product is annotated as N-acetyl-alpha-glucosaminidase. The record is from RefSeq and is a predicted model, not a curated record. NCBI's taxonomy places the organism in Eukaryota, Metazoa, Arthropoda, Insecta, Hymenoptera, Megachilidae.